GUCCAGCCCCGCCCCGCCCCGCCCCGCUCCUCCUGUCCCGCCCCCUCCUGGUACCCAGCAGACGCGCUGCGGUGGACCCUGGCGCCAUGGGGACAGCCUCGUCCCUUGUGAGUCCCGCGGGCGGAGAAGUGAUCGAAGACACUUACGGGGCGGGCGGCGGCGAGGCCUGCGAGAUCCCGGUAGAGGUGAAGCCCAAGGCCCGCCUGCUGCGCAACUCGUUCCGCCGGGGCGCGGGGGUGGCGGCGGCGGCCGGGCCCGGGUCGCUGCCCCGCGCGGCGGGCAGCGGCGGGCUACUGGGCGCCAGCUUCAAGUCCACCGGCUCGUCGGUGCCGGAGCUGGAGUACUCAGCGGCCGAGUACGAGCGGCUCAAGAAAGAGUACGAGAUCUUCCGGGUCAGCAAGAACCAGGAGUUGUUGUCCAUGGGCCGCCGCGAGGCCAAGCUGGACACCGAGAACAAGCGGCUGCGGGCCGAGCUGCAGGCACUCCAGAAAACUUAUCAGAAGAUACUUCGGGAAAAAGAAAGUGCUUUAGAAGCAAAAUACCAAGCAAUGGAGAGAGCAGCUACAUUUGAACAUGACAGAGAUAAAGUUAAGCGGCAAUUCAAGAUUUUUAGAGAGACCAAAGAAAAUGAAAUUCAGGACUUAUUGAGGGCCAAGCGAGAGCUGGAGAGCAAACUUCAGAGGCUACAGGCUCAGGGGAUCCAAGUAUUUGAUCCUGGGGAGUCUGAUUCAGAUGACAACUGUACAGAUAUUACUGCUGCUGGAACCCAGUGUGAAUACUGGAGUGGUGGGGCCUUGGGCAGUGAGCCCUCCAUAGGGAGCCUGAUCCAGCUUCAACAGUCCUUCAGAGGGCCGGAGUUCGCCCACAGUUCCAUAGAUGUGGAGGGACCCUUUGCAAACGUCAACAGAGAUGACUGGGAUAUCGCUGUAGCUAGUUUAUUACAGGUGACUCCCUUAUUUUCACAUUCUCUAUGGAGUAACACUGUCAGAUGUUACCUCAUUUACACAGAAGAAACCCAGCCUGAAAUGGAUCUUUUCCUGAAGGACUAUUCACCUAAACUUAAAAGAAUGUGCGAGACAAUGGGAUAUUUUUUCCAUGCUGUUUAUUUUCCAAUAGACGUUGAAAAUCAGUACCUCACUAUAAGAAAAUGGGAAAUUGAGAAGAGUUCCUUAGUUAUUUUAUUCAUUCACUCAACUUUACCAAGCCUUUUAUUGGAAGACUGUGAAGAAGCCUUUCUGAAAAACCCUGAAGGAAAACCACGGUUAAUUUAUCACCGUCUGGAGGAUGGGAAAAUCAGUUCCGACUCUGUCCAGCGAUUGAUCGACCAAGUUUCUAACCUCAACAAGGCCAACAAAGCCAAGUUCAUUGAUCACUCAGGAGAUCCUGCAGAGGGAGUAUAUAAAACUUAUAUUUGUGUGGAAAAGAUCAUUAAACAGGAUAUACUGGGCUUUGAGAACACAGACCUGGAGACUAAGGAUUUGGGAAGUGAUGAUUCCCUUCCAGAAGAAGAUGAUUUUGGGGAUGUUCUGUGGGACAUACAUGAUGAACAAGAGCAAAUGGAAACCUUUCAGCAGGCUUCUAAUUCAGCCCAUGAGUUAGGAUUUGAAAAAUAUUAUCAACGCCUCAAUGAUCUGGUGGCAGCACCAGCCCCGAUUCCACCCCUUCUGGUGUCUGGAGGACCAGGUUCUGGAAAGUCCCUUCUUUUAUCAAAGUGGAUUCAGUUGCAGCAGAAGAAUUCCCCGAACACACUGAUCCUUUCUCAUUUUGUGGGGAGGCCCAUGUCCACCAGUUCAGAGUCCUCCUUGAUCAUUAAACGCCUGACGCUAAAGUUGAUGCAGCACUCUUGGUCUGUGUCAGCACUAACUUUGGAUCCCGCUAAGCUCCUGGAAGAAUUUCCACGUUGGCUAGAGAAACUCUCCGCUCGUCAUCAGGGCAGCAUCAUCAUCGUUAUUGAUUCCAUAGAUCAAGUUCAGCAAGUUGAGAAACACAUGAAAUGGCUGAUAGACCCGCUGCCAGUGAACGUAAGAGUCAUAGUUUCUGUGAACGUGGAAACUUGCCCUGCAGCAUGGAGGUUGUGGCCUACACUUCAUCUUGAUCCUUUAAAUCCAAAAGAUGCAAAAUCUAUUAUAAUUGCAGAAUGCCACUCUGUAGACAUUAAACUGAGCAAAGAGCAGGAGAAGAAACUAGAACGACAUUGUCGUUCUGCUACAACUUGCAAUGCCCUUUACAUCACCCUUUUUGGCAAAAUGAUGGCACGUGCUGGGAGAGCAGGUGGUGUAGAUAAGAUCCUUCAUGAGUGUCUCCGGUGCCAGGACACUGUUUCAUUGUACAGGCUGGUUCUGCGCUCCAUCAAGGAGUCCAUGACAGAUGACACGGACAAAGAGCUAAUGAGACAGAUUCUCUGCCUUGUCAAUGUUAGUCACAAUGGCGUGAGUGAAUCAGAAUUGAUGGAACUCUAUCCUGAGAUGUCCUGGGCUGUCUUGACCUCCCUUAUUCACAGUUUACACAAAAUGUGUUUGUUGACAUAUGGUUGUGGCUUGCUCAGGUUUCAACAUCUCCAAGCCUGGGAAACAGUGAGACUGGAGUACAUGGACGGUCCUGCUACCAUUUCUUCAUAUAGGCAAAAGCUAAUUAGCUUUUUCACCUCACAGCUAAGCCAGGACAGAGUGACCUGGAGGAGUGCAGAUGAGCUCCCUUGGCUUUUGCAGCAGCAGGGAAGUAAACAGAAGCUGCAUGGUUGCCUCCUCAACCUCUUCGUGUCUCAGAACCUUUACAAAAGAGGACAUUUUGCUGAGUUGCUGAGUUACUGGCAGUUUGUUGGCAAAGACAAAAGCGCAAUGGCAACAGAAUACUUUGACUCCUUAAAGCAAUAUGAGAAAAACUGCGAAGGAGAGGAGAACAUGAUUUGCCUUGCAGAUCUCUAUGAAACCCUGGGGCGAUUUCUCAAGGAUCUUGGCCUUCUCAGUCAGGCUGUGGUGCCUUUGCAGAGGUCUCUGGAAAUUCGAGAGACAGCUUUAGACCCGGAUCACCCAAGAGUAGCCCAGUCCCUCCACCAACUGGCAAGUGUGUACGUGCAAUGGAAGAAGUUCGGCAAUGCAGAGCAACUGUAUAAACAGGCUUUGGAAAUCUCAGAAAAUGCUUAUGGUGCAGAUCAUCCUCACACUGCUCGUGAACUGGAGGCACUUGCAACUUUGUACCAGAAGCAAAACAAAUAUGAACAAGCUGAACAUUUUAGGAAAAAAUCCUUUAAGAUUCGUCAGAAAGCUACAAGGAGGAAAGGCAACUUGUAUGGAUUUGCCCUUCUACGCAGACGGGCCCUACAGUUAGAAGAGCUUACCUUAGGUAAGGACACACCUGAUAAUGCCCGGACCCUCAAUGAACUGGGUGUUCUCUACUAUCUUCAAAAUAACCUGGAAACCGCUGACCAGUUUCUGAAGCGUUCCUUAGAAAUGAGGGAACGAGUUCUAGGACCAGAUCACCCAGACUGUGCCCAGUCUCUGAAUAAUCUGGCAGCUCUGUGCAAUGAAAAGAAACAGUAUGAAAAAGCAGAAGAGCUUUAUGAAAGAGCUUUAGAUAUUCGGAAACGAGCCUUGGCUCCCGAUCACCCUUCUUUGGCGUAUACAGUGAAGCACCUUGCAAUCUUGUAUAAGAAAACAGGGAAACUUGACAAAGCCGUACCUUUGUAUGAGUUGGCUGUUGAAAUUCGGCAGAAAUCCUUUGGCCCAAAGCACCCUAGCGUAGCAACGGCCUUGGUGAACUUAGCAGUUCUUUAUUGCCAAAUGAAAAAACACAUUGAAGCUUUGCCAUUAUAUGAAAGAGCAUUAAAGAUUUAUGAAGAUAGCCUGGGUCGGAUGCAUCCUCGAGUUGGAGAAACAUUAAAAAACUUAGCUGUGCUUAGCUACGAAGAAGGAGAUUUUGAAAAAGCUGCUGAACUGUACAAAAGGGCCAUGGAGAUAAAAGAAGCAGAAACAUCACUUUUGGGGGGAAAAGCUCCUUCAAGACAUUCAUCAAGUGGAGACACGUUCAGCUUAAAAACCACUCAUUCUCCUAAUGUUUUCCUUCCUCAAGGACAAAGGUGACAGCAGCAAUUAUAUUUACAUACCUUAGGAUAAAAUAAUUAUCAUUUGGAACAUAAGAAUUUAAAACUUUUUAAAAAUGUUGGUAAGAAAAUUUAUUUUUACUACUCUUAUGAUUUAACUGGUAUUUGUCUGGAAUUGGACUAUAUUUGAGUUGUGAUUUUGUCUGUUUAAGUUGAUUAAAAUAAUUACUUUUCCUAAUGUAUGGGAUCCAUUCUAAGACUAUGUGAGGACUGGAUUGUGAGUAGAUGCGUCUCUGUUCACCGAGAGCUGGUGGGGGAGUCAAGAACUCCAAGAUUCUUUUCAUCUCUCAAGAGCCACCUGAGCCUUUCCAGCCAUUCCUUGUUUUUCAGUAGUGGUCUGGCCUAAUCCUCUACCUCAAAGAAAACGAAUAAAGGGAUCAUGUUUAUGAAAUGUUUGAAUUGCCUUCAAAUUAAUUAUAGGAAUUCUUGAUUGCUGUGUUUUUCUUUUUUAUUCUGCUUUUUCCCUUGACAGGCCAAUCACCCUGCUUUCUGUGUUCUCCACUUUAUGCAUUUUUCAUGACUGUGUUGUAUACAUCUGUAGUGUCUGGAGUCCUCUGUGCAAUAAUAACAGGCUAACUCUUUAGUAUUCUUUGAUCUUGCCCCAAAGUGGACCUAGCAUUCUGUCAUCUUUCUUGAACAGCUGAACCUGUCGCAUUUACCUCAUACUCAAAUUCAUUUUUAUACUAAAAAUUAAAUAUUUUUAUAGAUUUUGUAUAUAUUGCCACAUUUGGAUGUUAUUUAUACCACUUAUGUAUUUAUACUCAGUAAAAUCUUCCAUCAAUUUGUGAGAUUCUAAUAUGUAUUAGUUGUAAAGGAAAAAUGUAAAAACCAUACUUCACUGUUUAAAAUAAAAGUGCAAUUUACUUUCCAACUCUAGUUUAUAUAAGAGGGCUACAUUUUGUAUACUUAAGAUUAAUACAUUGAAAAUUUGCUAAUAAAAAGACUUGAAUGUUUAGUAGUUUGGUCAACUUGAAGCACUUCAGUGAUUCUACAAGGGUCUUGGUUAAUGUUCUCUAAGGCCUUGCUGCUUAUGCUGGGAUCCUAUUAAGUAUUCAGACUCUGCUGCCUUCUAAGUCAUAAUCUGCAUUUCAGCUUGAUCCCCAGGUAAUUUACAUGCAUUUAAGUGUGAGAAGCAUUGGUAAAACUCUGAGGCCUUAGAGUGGUCAUUUGAAUAAAUUAGGCAGGAUCUUAGUAAGCAUCCUUAUUUCCCUUUUUGGAAGAGGUACAGAGGGAAAAGAAAAUAAAAUAUGACUGUAACAUAUCAUUCACCUUGCUGUGAAAGGUACAAA
Marmota flaviventris (yellow-bellied marmot) is the source of this 5388-nucleotide messenger RNA. It is a transcript of the gene Nphp3, whose product is annotated as nephrocystin 3. NCBI's taxonomy places the organism in Eukaryota, Metazoa, Chordata, Mammalia, Rodentia, Sciuridae. Gene Ontology annotation, molecular function: protein binding. Gene Ontology annotation, cellular component: ciliary inversin compartment; ciliary base. The record is from RefSeq and is a predicted model, not a curated record. Gene Ontology annotation, biological process: convergent extension; kidney development; kidney morphogenesis.